AUGCCAAAAUGUUUCCAGCUCCCCUGUUCUACCAGGAUGCCCACUGCUGAGAUCCCUCAAGCAGCUGAUGGGCAGGGUGAUGGAGGUGAUGGAGAGGAAGCUGCUGAUCCAGAGGGGAUGUUCAAGACCCCCAAAAACACCAAGAGAAAAGGCCGGGACUAUGUCCGCUUCUCGCCAAUAUUGCUGGCCUUGGCUGCUUUGGCCUCAGCAGGAGUCAUGCUCUGGUACUUCCUAGGGUACAAGGCAGAAGUGACCGUUAGCCAGGUAUACUCUGGCAGCUUCCGGGUGCUCAACCGCCAUUUCUCCCAGGACCUGGCCCGACGGGAGUCCAGUGUUUUCCGCAGUGAAACCGCCAAGGCCCAGAAGAUGCUUAAAGAGCUGAUUGCCAGCACCCGCCUGGGUGCUUACUACAACUCCAGUUCCAUCUACUCCUUUGGGGAGGGAUCCCUCACGUGCUUCUUCUGGUUUAUCCUUGACAUCCCUGAGUACCAGCGGCUGACACUGAGCCCCGAGGGGGUGCACGAGCUCCUGGUGGGUGAGCUGCUGUCCAAUAGCUCGAUCCUGGCUUCCUAUAGGACCGAAUACGAGAUGGACCCCGGAGGCCUGGUGGUCUUAGAAGCCAGCGUGAACGACAUAGUCGUACUGAAUUCCACGCUGGGCUGUUACCGCUACAGCUACGUGAAGCCAGGCCAGGUCCUCCGGUUGAGGGGGCCCGACCAGCUGGCCUCUAGCUGCCUGUGGCACCUGCAAGGGCCCGAGGAGCUCAUGCUCAAAGUGAGGCUCGAGUGGACCCAGGUUGAUUGCAGAGACCGGGUGGCGAUGUACGACGCAGCUGGGCCCCUGGAGAAGAGACUCAUCACUUCGGUCUACGGGUGCAGCCGCCAGGAACCCGUGAUGGAGGUGCUGGCGUCGGGCUCCGUCAUGGCAGUGGUGUGGAAGAAGGGCCUGCACAGCUACCAUGACCCCUUCUUGCUCUCAGUGAAGUCUGUGGCCUUCCAGGACUGCCAAGUGAACCUGACAUUGGAGGGCCGGCUGGAUCUACAGGGCUUCCUGAGCACACCCUACUAUCCCAGCUACUACUCACCCAGCACCCACUGCUCCUGGCAUCUUACGGUACCCUCCCUGGACUACGGCUUGGCACUCUGGUUUGAUGCCUAUGCGCUGAGGAGGCAGAAGUACAACCUGUUAUGUACGCAAGGCCAGUGGAUGAUCCAGAACAGGAGGCUGUGUGGCUUCCGCACCCUGCAGCCAUAUGCGGAGAGGAUCCCCAUGGUGGCCUCGGCUGGUGUCACCAUCAACUUCACCUCCCAGAUCUCCCUUACGGGCCCUGGUGUGCAAGUGUACUACAGUUUGUACAACCAGUCAGACCCCUGCCCUGGAGAGUUCCUCUGCUCUGUGAAUGGACUGUGUGUCCCUGCCUGCGACGGGGUCAAGGACUGCCCCAAUGGCCUGGAUGAGAGAAACUGUGUCUGCAGAGCCAUGUUCCAGUGCCAAGAGGACAGCACGUGCAUCUCACUGCCUCGAGUCUGCGACCGGAAGCCCGACUGUCUCAAUGGCAGUGAUGAAGAGCAGUGCCAAGAAGGAGUGCCCUGUGGGACAUUCACCUUCCAGUGUGAGGACCGGAGCUGUGUGAAGAAGCCCAACCCAGAGUGUGACGGGCACUUGGACUGUAGUGAUGGUUCUGACGAGCACCAUUGCGACUGUGGCCUCCAGGGCCCCUCCAGCCGCAUUGUGGGCGGGUCCGUGUCCUCCGAGGGUGAGUGGCCAUGGCAGGCCAGCCUCCAGAUUCGGGGUCGACACAUCUGUGGGGGGGCUCUCAUCGCUGACCGCUGGGUCAUAACAGCCGCCCACUGCUUCCAGGAAGACAGCAUGGCCUCCCCGAGGCUGUGGACUGUGUUCCUGGGCAAGGUGCGGCAGAACUCACGCUGGCCAGGCGAGGUGUCCUUCAAGGUGAGCCGUCUGUUCCUGCACCCGUACCACGAGGAGGACAGCCACGACUAUGACGUAGCCCUGCUGCAGCUGGACCACCCUGUGGUAUACUCGGCCACCGUGCGCCCCGUCUGCCUGCCCGCGCGCUCUCAUUUCUUCGAGUCGGGCCAGCAGUGCUGGAUCACAGGCUGGGGAGCCCUGCGAGAGGGUGGUCCCAGCAGCAGCACCCUGCAGAAGGUGGACGUGCAGCUGGUCCCUCAAGACCUGUGCAAUGAGGCCUACCGCUACCAGGUGACCCCGCGCAUGCUCUGUGCUGGCUACCGUAAGGGCAAGAAGGACGCCUGCCAGGGUGACUCUGGAGGUCCCCUGGUUUGCAGGGAGCCCAGCGGCCGCUGGUUCCUGGCAGGGUUGGUUAGCUGGGGCCUGGGCUGUGGCCGACCCAACUUCUUCGGCGUCUACACUCGUGUUACGCGCGUGAUCCACUGGAUCCAGCAGGUGCUGACCUGAGCGGCUGGCUGUUCUACAGAGCUGGAACGACCUCCGGCCCAAGUUCAGGGCACCCACCCAGCCAGGGCACAAGU
Messenger RNA from Peromyscus eremicus (cactus mouse), 2510 nucleotides. It is a transcript of the gene Tmprss6, whose product is annotated as transmembrane serine protease 6. Lineage: Eukaryota; Metazoa; Chordata; Mammalia; Rodentia; Cricetidae. The transcript is spliced from 17 exons. Gene Ontology annotation, molecular function: serine-type endopeptidase activity; protein binding. Gene Ontology annotation, biological process: proteolysis. The coding region runs from base 1 to 2436 and encodes 811 amino acids. The record is from RefSeq and is a predicted model, not a curated record.